UCUGGUAUUUUGCAACUGUACCUGGCUCACGAAAAUGGCAUUAACUGCUAAAAUAAAACUACUGCGGAUCCUGUCGGUGGUUCAAUGCUGUAUUGCAGUGUGGUUAGUGGUGCUUGGAAUCGUGGAACGCGUUCGCGUUAGAUGGCAACAGAGUGGAUUGGGAAUGCCUGUUUGGUUUGGAAUUUGGGUAAGAAAACACGAAAAUUGAUCCUUAUUAUGUGGAAAAAUCUUAUUUUGUUUGGAGUUUCAUCGUAGAUUUCAGUUUCAGUGAAAAAGAAAAAAAAAACAUACUGAGUAAUUAACUGUGCGUUGCAGUGAGAAGUUUAAAUCAGGACAUGAACACUGCGAUAAUAUAUCGAUGACUAUAGAUAUCAAUUAAUCGAUCAAUAGGUAUCCCGUGACUUCGUUCUGGAAUGGUCAGUUCGUUCCACUUUUAAAAUAGUCAGAUCGUUCCACAAUGCAGUCAAAACUAAUUUCAGGAGUCUUAAAAGCUUGGUGUUACCCGAGUGUAUACCUCGUUUUUUAAGCCAAGAAGCAAAAACAAAAACAAAAUAAAAAUACUGCCCUUUGCCCUCACAUCAAGUUUUACACUAAAACUGUGGAAUGAUCUGGUCAUAAAGAAGAAUGAUCUUGCUUGGAAACAUCUGACCAUGGAACGAAGUGACCAUAAACCAACUAACACUGUCACAACUGGCCACCAUAACAAUAAAUGUGAAGAUUAAGUGGUUGCUUUCGGGAGGUGGUCUCAUACUGUACGAGAGUCAACAACAGGGGAUCUUUUCCGAGUUCUUAAACAGGUACUAACUUAUUUGAUGUUUGGAAGAUAAUUAAAUUAUUGCAUGUAAAAUGUUUUGAUUGAUAAACAUUAUUGAUUGGGAAAGUUGUUGUGCAGGUUGUUGCAGAUUAUCACUGAUUAUCAAUUUCAGUGAUAUAAUCAAAUAAAUUACUUGUAAAACAGAUGUUAAGGGGCCACAGAGACCAUACUAUGUACACUGUAUGAUCGAGAACAGGUUUAAAGGGACAGUGUCUUGAUUAUAUUAUUCAUUAUUGUGUUGUAUCUGGGAGACUCGCGGAAUUAUUGUGAGAGAGGUGACAUUUACGUAUUAAGUUGGUCAAACUUUUUUUGUAACAUUAUUUUUCCCAGGGACAAAUAAGAGUGUUUUUAAUAGCAAUAUGAUUGAUAAUGGGGAGGAGAGGUACAAGUUUAUCGUUAACGCAAAGUGAAUUUAUAUAUUGUUUUGCACUUUAUUUAUAGGUUGGCAUCACUGGUGCUUUUGGUAUUUUUAUCACCUUUAAACAUAUUCAGAACACAUCACAUGGUCCAGUCAUUCUUCAGCAUUUGGUAAGCAUCAUCAGAAAUUUCCAUUAAUUUUUUAUUAUAUUAAAUAUAAAUUGAAAUGGUAUAGCCAUAACACCCACGUUUUCAAAACACUUAGUUAACGGUCCUUACAUAUAGACACUUAAAAAUUAAUGAUUUUCCUUGUAACCCUUUUCAUAUACUUUAUAGUGUUCUUCAACUUGUGAAUUCCCUCCUAUUUGAUACAUCAUGCCUGAAGCCUAAAAAAGGGUACAUCUUUUAGGCAGAGCCCCUCUUUAUAUACCAUGAUAGGGAUUCCCCUCCCAAAAAUUCAAAUCCCUUUCAAAACAAAUCAGAACUCAGAAUAUUAAUAAUUUUAAGGUCUUCUAGGAUUUCAAGGGAAGCUGGCUUUUGUGUUAAUUAACCAGUAAAAGUAUACAGAUUGAACAAAUAUAGACUGCUGUGAUACAGCCCCUUGAAUUAAUUUCUAUUUAUGUUUCAUUUCUUUACCUUUACAAAUGCAGGCCGUGACCUUGAUGGGUUUCUCAUUGACAUGUGGUGUUCUCUCUGCCCUUCUCAUCUUCAAUUACUCACAUGAGCUGUCCAUUGCUUCCCAUAAGCAACUCAGAUAUUACACCCGCAGAGGGGACGAGAAUUUUGUUUUAGAAAACAUUUCUCUCAUACCAGAUGUAAAAUAUUCUGAGGAGCAUACCCUUGUAGGUUUUAUAUUUGGAUUUACAGUUGUGGAGCUGAUUGUUGCGAUGUGGUCAGCGGCAAUCUGUCGUGUUAGCGACCAUCAGAAGUCACCCACUGAAGAAGAACGGGUAAGUUUCCUGACCCUCCCCAGCCACUCAAUUUCUUUUAAAGGCAAUAUAUGUACAAACAGUUUUACUCCUAACAUUAAAUUAGCGAGCCCUUCUUGAAAGGGUGGAGGAGUAUGGCCCUAGCUGCCCCAUCAUGAUGUAAAGGAACCCGGGAAAUUUGUGCUUGUGGAAUCCGGAUUCCUGGGAUUUGGAAACCAGAAUACAGCUCAAGGAAUCUGGAAUCCCACUAAUGUUUGUUCCACUUCAAGACUAGAAUCCAGUACUUGGAAUCCGGAAUCCAUGGCAUGGAAUCCAUAAUCCAAGACUGCCAUUGCUUCCCUAACAUUAGGCAACGCUAAACUAGUCUGAAUUUCAAAACCUGUUGUUUCAGAAAGAAACAGAAGAAAGCAAAAUUCCCUAUCAAUAUUUUACUGUUAUGGUUUCGCUGCACUGGUCGACCAUGUAGUCGCCAGUGCAACUCCGUGGUAACAGGUCUACUGACUCCUAGGAGGAUUUGAACUGUACUGUAUAUAUUUGCCCUUAUCUUCAUUGCUGUCGUAAUUUCAACUCAUUUUUGUUUCAUUUGUCACCAUUUUAUAUUUCUUAUGUUACUUUUUUAAGGUCAUGUCACUUGUUGAAAUCUUAUUCCAACAGGGUGCCACUUGUCAAAGCAAAAAAGAUUCACGAGAAAAUUCAAUUUUUUUUGUGAAAUCCGUAAAAGCAAAUAUGACCAUAUUUCAAAAAUUCCACCAAAGAGGAAACUCAUUUGAAUGGUAACAACAUAGGAUUUUGUUGACCCACCAAUUUAAAAGCAAGGUUUAUAAAUACAUGUGGUUUCACCGUACAUGUAACUUGUUAAGGGGUCAAAGAUUUAAGGAGGGAAUUAAAAAUUCAGAGUUAUGUCGCAAAUGUGAAAUCAAUGAUCAACUCAGUUGGUAAAAUCAAAUUUUGGGUACCAGUCCACUGAUGCAAAAUCGCAGCCGGUUUGUUUUGAAACUAACUCCAUCACUUGUGUGCAUGUUUGACAAUACCCUUUCAUUUGAGAUAAAAGCCUUCCUAGAAGAAAAGGUUGAGAAAAAUAUCCUGAUUUGUCAGUGGCUAGCAGAUGGCUGAGGCAAAUAAUUGAUCUGUGAGACACUGACAAAUCAUGAUAUUUUGCGAUAACCGAGUUCAAAUGUUUUUUUCCAUUCGAUCACCGAGUUUGUUUUUUAAUGAAUAUCUUUGGGAAGCGAAGUGAUCUGCCAUUUUCACGCAAGAGCGAUCGCAAGAAGGAGAAAUGCACGGUUUCAUUUACGCAUGAGCAGAAUGUUAUUUGCAGCCAAUUUACACGGUAGGACGAAAUUGCACACGAGCAGACCAUAAUUUGUAGGCAGUAAUUUGCAGGUCACGUAGAGGACUCGGGGCUAAUGAAACGGAAGAAACAUUCGCAUCCAACAAUAAAAAUGGUUAUUUGCAGAGUGAAAUAAUUGCAUUUUUAAUGGUAGUUUUUUGUGCAUUUUAUUUUUCUUUUUAGUGUGAAACUCCACUGAUAGUGUCACCAAGUUCUCAAGGACAAGGAGGCCAAAGUGUGGCCAGUAGGUUUGGAUAUACAGCCGGAAAUGCCUAGAGGCAGUAGAGAAGUUGUACGUUUGGAUGAGGUGUUGGAACAAAGUUGUAACAGCUGCUACACAGGCUAUUUUAAAUACAUACAUCACAAUCAAUUUACAUGUAUAUAGUCAGAAAAAAAGAGAUGUCUGUUUUAGGGAGUUGUCCUGUUCUUUAGUGUCAAUGUAUUUAGCAUGGAAGUACUUAGUGAAGACACUAUAUUUACGACCUCUGCUGGAGACGGGACCGCCAUUUUACGCUCUCAUCCCGAGCUACUCGAAGGGCUACCCGUUUGUAGGGCAAAGGCACUACCUUCAUUUUUCAGUUAUUUUAAGACCCUAAAUACAGUCAACUCUCUUUUAGACGGAAACUUUUGGGACCGGCACUAUUUGUCCGUCUUAUGCUGAGUCAACUAAAAUUAGUAAAUAAAGGCGGGCAAUCUAGGUGUCCGUCUCACAGAGGUGUCCAUCCCACAGAAGUGUCCAUCUUACAGAGGUGUCCAUCUCACAAAAGCGUCCAUCUCACAGAGGUGUCCAUCUCACAGAAGCGUCCAUUUCACAGAAGUGUCCAUCUCAGAGAGCUGUCCAUCUCACAGACUUGUCCGUUAAGAGGGAGUUGACUGUUUUGGUCCAGUCCUGGAAAUCGUCCCGCGACAUCCCGCUCUACAAUCAAGCGCUCUGCUGACUGAGCUACAGUAGUCUUGGUGCGGUUAUGGAAAAGACGAAGAGAAGAACUGACGAUGGGCAGGAACAUCCUCAAGGAUUCCGUUUUUAACAAGUUGUCCGUCUCAUAGAGAGUCAAUCAAAAAAAAAAAAAAAAAAAAACUGAAGAGCUGCAGGAACCAAUUCUAGGAGUCCGAUUUAGGUAGUUCUCCGUCUUAAAGGAAAUUCCAUUGAUAUGUAUUUGACUAUGCUAUAUAAUUUCUCAAAGGGAGGAAUACCGUAACGGUCUCCAUUCAUCAGUUAAUAAAGGAGGAAGUAACUUGAACAAUUCUCUCAAAGCCGUCAUCAAUUUAUCUUGCCCGUCCGCGCGAAAUGCGCUUAUAAAAAGCUAGUACACCAUACUGAGUGCCAAUUUAGUGUCUUAAACAAUUCCAUGUUUACUCUGGUUAAACAC
Molecule: messenger RNA, 4800 nt
Organism: Porites lobata
Lineage: Eukaryota; Metazoa; Cnidaria; Anthozoa; Scleractinia; Poritidae
Source: the annotation of a GenBank genome assembly